GCCCAGGGUAGUUGAGAGGUGGGGAGGAGAAUUGAAUGGGCUAUGAGUUGUCAUUCCAGCCCUGCCACAUGGGUUAAUUACUGCAGCGCUCUCCUUCAUUAAAUCAUGCUGUCAAAUAGGGAUAAUGAUGGGUCUCAAGGUGACUACCCUUUGAUAGAAGGUACCAGAGGAAUAUAAAGUGUUAUUAAAUUGGUUCUGCAGUUAAGCUUCCUUAAAAAUAUAUCCUGAAAGCAGAGUGACUUUUCUUUUACAAGAUACGUGAAAAACCAGCAGGGCUUUGAAUUCUCUUCCUUCAGUGCCUGGCUACAAGUGCCAGCAACUUAUCCAGGCCAGGCCUGAUCGGCAUGACUAGAAUUGGUAGUAGUUAUGCCAAUGUUGCAAAGGCAUAAUCUUGGUUUAUAGAAAAAAAGCCCAGGCAGUGACUGUAUUAGAUUAAUUCUUUUUUAAUGGAAAAGACCAAUUGUUAAUAGUUUUUUAAGCUUGUAAAGAUAUCAGAACACUGUAACAGAGCUAAUGGUUGAAAGGGCAAGGCUUACUGCAUAGCAGAUUAGGCUGGGGUGGAAAAGACCAUUCUUGGGUUUUGUCACAGAUGACAUGGCCAUGACAAAUUAUGAAGCCUGAGUGUGGUCGUGGUAGUCCAGCCAAGUCUGGGGUGAGUGGCAUCGAGAUUGUUACUAAUGUAGGGCAAGCAUUAAGCAGAUCAUUAUUUGAGUACCUGGAGUAAGCAAUGCUGGGCAGGAUGGACAAUGAAGGGAUUCCCUGCAUGAAAGAGUAUCUCUUUGUCAUGGAGAGGCAUGGAUCCCAUUGAAACGGGAAAAAUCAGAGAGCCAGUGUGGUGCCUCCUAAAAACUGAAGCUGUCUGCAGUGCCAAAGAGCAGAAGAGUGAUAUGUGUAAGGAAGAGCAGAUGAGCAUGAACGUAUGUGUCCUACCUCUUUUCUGUCCCUUGCAGUUACUAGUUCAGUGCUCUGGUGUUACCCCGCCCCAUCCCUGCUCCCAGGCACUCAGCAUUUGCUAUCCUGUCUAGGUUCAGUUGUCCCUGUAUUAACCAGCUCUUGUAGGCGUAUAGCAGAAGCAAGAUUCCAUUGAUGCCUCUUUUCUUGCUCUUCACUGCCAGCAAGUGAUGGGGCAUAGCAGAGAUGCUGCUAGAACAAAGUAACCUACCAAAUGUGGCCCUGUUGUAAUGUCUUCCAUAUACAGAUGGAGCAUCCAGGAGGUUUCUCUGUAGGUGCUUCCUGUCUCCAGGAGAACAGUGGAGGCAACCACCGGCCUCCUUUGACGUCUGCAGCACACCGGAUUACUGGAGGCCCCUGCCCUACAAGGUCCUAACCAGCUUGGUUCUGGAUUACUUCAAGGAAACAUGAAGAGCUGGGAGCUCUCUCUCAUACUUUACAUAAUUCUUGAUGUUGUGCAUCGACAAUGAUGGACUUUGAGACUUGCUGUACAGAGUGAUGGCUGCAAGCUUUUCCUGUCAAGUGGGGAAGCCCAAGAAAUAGGAUUUUGAGUGAAUGACACCGUUGACUCAUGCUGUAGCACCUAGCCCACUUUGAGUCUUUCCCCUUCCUUUCUUGACUCCCUUGCUGAGUAGUCUCCAGUACAUGGGAAGGAUGGUUAUGGUGCCAAAAGCACAGAGCUGGGACUCUGGAGAUGCAGUUUUUAUUGCUAUUGAGCCACAGACUUCCUGGAUGACCUUGGGAUAGUCACUUAGUCUCCUGUGACUAGACAAGGAGAAUAAGACCCGACCCCUGACCCUCCGGCCUUCACAGGAGCCAAGGAUAAAUAGAUUCAUAACUGAGGCAUGCUGAUCAUAUGGCAAGGACAGGCAUGUAAUUCCCAAAGGCAGGCUCCCAUUGUCCUGCGUGCCAUUUUUGAUACCUCUGCAGUGAAGAUGUCUCUCAGUCACCACGCAGAUCACAUGAACCAUACAAUGAGCGGCACCAUGCCAUCCUCCGUGCAUCCGCCAGAACAUUAUCACCCUACGACGUCACCAGGACACAAUCAUGAAGGAGGAAUGAUGAUGAUGAUGGAUAUGACUUUCCACUUCAGCUAUAAGAAUGUGCCUCUCCUGUUCUCUGGACUUGUGAUCAAUACACCUGGAGAAAUGGCUGGUGCUUUUGUGGCUGUCUUCUUCCUAGCCAUGUUUUAUGAAGGUCUCAAGAUAGCUCGAGAGUGCCUGCUUCGUAAGUCGCAGGUCAGCAUUCGCUACAAUUCCAUGCCUGUCCCAGGACCAAACGGCACCAUCUUGAUGGAGACCCACAAAACAGUUGGACAACAGAUGCUGAGCUUCCCUCAUCUGCUGCAAACCGUGCUACACAUCAUCCAGGUGGUGGUCAGUUAUUUCCUCAUGUUGAUAUUCAUGACCUACAAUGGAUACCUCUGCAUAGCUGUGGCAGCAGGAGCAGGGACUGGCUACUUUUUCUUCAGCUGGAAAAAAGCUGUGGUUGUGGAUAUCACUGAGCACUGCCAUUAAUGCUGGACAUGUCAAGAACCUCUCUGCCCCUCUGCUCACUUUAACUUUAGCCAUUCAGAGAAUGAGGAUCAUUCCCAAACUGAAAACCAAUGUACAUCAAUACAAUCAACGUGGGUUUUACCACCAACUCGGACAGUGCCUGGCACAUGGGGAUUCCUUGCAUUGGGGAACAGUGCCACCCCUUUCUGACAUGGUAGCCUGGUACCUGGGCCAGGCAGACCAGCUUUCAGGAGUUGUGUGGGCACCGUCUUUGGUGAUGAUUUAUUUUUAGAUUCUAUCCCAAUUGAAAGAAAGUUGGCAGACAGGACUGUGCAAAGUUAUUCCAUUGCCCUUUUAGAAAUGUAUUUUUAACCAGGAAAUGGUCAGCAACAAGAUUUUUAUGAAUGGAAGAUAAAGGUUGAAUUAGAUGAUGGAGGAGAUAUGUGAAAAUAACAUUAAUUUUUAAUUAUUUUUUUUUAUAAUUGGUACUUAGUGCAAAGGAGGGAGCUGUCGGUGGCCUGAACCAAUAACACUUUCUGGGACUCAAUCCUGGAAACAGUGCUCUGCAUCAUGUUGUUGGGAAAGGGCAGGCCCUACUGACUCAUGGGAAACAUGUGCCUCUGAAGCAGGCAUGGUGUAGCCAUAUACCCCUGCACCAGACUGAGACCAUUUUCCAAGCCUGUUGGAGGGUGUUCAGCAUUGAUAUUUUGCUGGCUUAUCCAGAAGGCUCCAGCGAACAACAUUUCAGUUUGGCCACUUCCCACUUACUGAUCACGGAAGAGUACUCAGUUGGCAUAGGUCAGUAGUCUCUCACUUGGGUAGCAGGGAGAGAUUUUAAGUAACCAUUGACCUGAUGCCAACUUUGUCCUGAUUGGCAGUAGACUCCCAUUUAUCAUUUAGUGAAAAUCGUUGGUGGAACACCACAGCCAAAUGAUAACUUGUGACAUUAUUUCAUAAAAACCAAGUGAUGCCAACAGGGUUUUUAGGGGUUCCAGAGAAAAGGAGAUUCCUUGGCUGGGCUGGGAGAUGAGGAACCAGACUUCUAUGAGAGAAUGGGGAGUAGGGGUCCAAUAGCUCCUCGUGAGCAGGGAGGGGACUAUAAGGCCAAUAAAAAGUCAUCCAGCCCCUAAGGACUUCUCUUUUCUGUAAUCCCCAAAUCUUAAGACUUUCUCAACAUGGCUGUGUCAAGGCAGCAAGUGUCAAUGCCAGUGACAGAGCUGCUUAACAAUGUAGCAGAGAACUUUCUAGCUUGUGCUAGGAGCCAAACAGAUCUUACAGGGAAAGCAGGUUCAGUUCCUGGACAGGAGAGCCCUACCACGGAACGCCUGAGGUGCUGUAGGGAGUAGCAUUAAUUCUGCUUCUCGUACUAGAGGAGACCGUGCUGUUCAAUGUGCCAUCUUUUCAAUGAGAGGUAAAACUGAGGUCCUGAUUUGAUGUUAAAGAUUGUGCAGCCUUUUUUAGAAGAGAGCGGGCAUUAACCAGAGCGUGCCAGCCUAUUCUGACUGGAGGAAAAGCUGUUCAGCCUCCCCAAAACCCUCUGUGGUUUAAUUGGUAACCUCAUCCCUUACUUCUUCCUGUGCCUUGUAAGGUGUGAAAUGGCAGCUGUGAGGCACUUACUAGGAUCUCUGUAUACCAUUGAUCGAAAAUUUUGGCCUGAGAACAGCUUUUGGCUCUCAGAGCUCUUCCUUGUAGGUACCUGGCUUUGGGAAGGUGGACUUGGGUCUUUUCCAGAGGUUGACAUGGAUGGGAAAGCUGGAGAAUUGGUUCUGUACAGAGUUGGUUGGCUAAUUUAGAAGAUGCUUUGUGAUGAAAGAUGCUACAAAAUGCCAGUUACAGAGUUCCCACGUGUGACAUGAAGGACAGGGCUGCUUGUUUUCUAGUAGCCUCUUGAACAACUCUGGUAUCCCCAUAUGUUCUGUAAUCUGUGUUUUUCCUCCUUUGGUGACUUUCUUCCUGUUUCUGUUUCUGUAAAGAAAGGUUGGGCUGGCCCAACAGGUACACUAGGUAAAAUUGCUCAACCAAGGCAGGGAUACAUCUAGUCUCACAUCCUGUCUCCAACAGUAGCCAGUACCAGCCGAUUCAGUGGCAAUUGAAACCUUAACUGCACUCUUUAAAGUUUUAUUGCGGUACUGCAGCAAGGGAAAGGAAAGGAAAGGCUCAUUUUCCUUUUUGCUAACAGCUCUAUCUUCUGAAGUUGGAGUAACAUCCAUGCUUUUCAUAAAGACCUCAAACAGCUGCUUACAAUAUUUGCUCUUUAAUCUUUGGAGCAUUUCAUUGAUUAAAAAAAAAAAGGCAGGGUAGCAGUGUCGGAGAAGGAGGUUCCUCAGUUCAGCUCCACUUUGUGAACCAGAUUAAGUUUGGGCUAGAGAAAUAGCCAGUUACUUGAUUUUUUUUUCCCCCCCUCCUUACAUGACAGUCACUGGGGAGCCUUCCACACUGGCCUUAGUUAUUUCAUUUACUUUGGCUGUUCUUUCUGAAGGAGAAUAUCUCCAGUUGGCCUAAUCCUCUAUCAUGAAAGCUUCUGGACUUUUUUGCUUUUGCCUUAAGGUCCCCAAUCUUACUUAUCUGAGGGGUGGAUGACUCUGUUGAUUAGACACAGCCUCCACACCUGAUAGAGGAUUCUGUCCUUGUCACAUUAGCUUUUCUAAACUCUUCUGGGGCACCCUCUGCUUUUUUGGGAGGAGACCUGUAUUCUAUGCUCAUAUGGCCUUCACCAUAGUAGCUGAGCAGCUCAUAAUCCAUAGAGGAUUUGCCCUCGCAGCUAUGUUGAGGGGUAGGGCAGUGCUGUUAUCCCUGCUGCAUAGAAGGGGAUCUGAGACACUAAGUGACCUGAACAAGGCCACACAAUAUGUGGAGCAGGUAACUGAACUUCUCUUCAGUUCCAGGUUAGCAGUCAAACCGCUGGAUGACCCUUUUUGUUGUUGUUUCUAUAAGAUGUCCUGUGUUGGAAGCCAGCUAAUUGUUGGGUAUCUGACACGGAAAUUAGUUCCCAGAGCUCUGGAGAAAGCUGCAGUACUGAGGAGUUUCCUGAUUGCUGGGAGGAAGAUCAAGUGUGGAGUCUCUGGAGUCCUGUUCUUUAUUCUUUCCUUGAGAACCAGUCUCCUCUGCCUGCUGCUCUCCCCGGUGUAACUCGCCUCCUUACAGGUGCUUCUUCACUCCCUCUGGCUGGCAGAUGGCAAGGGGAGACUCUUUGUACUGGGAGCAGAGGCUUGGGGUGGAAAAGCCAGGAGCUGGCAGUGCCUCCAGCAUGUGAGGUGGAACAUAAGGGAUGUUCUACUGCUAGUCAGGCCCAGGUAGGGAUCUGAAGAAAAGAGGUAAUAAAUAAAGAUCCCUCAUGCAUGUGACUGUCACCUGUUCUCACAAUACUCUUGACUGCAGCAUUAUUCCCUUGGCACUUAACCAGCUGAGAGUUCCUCACCAUCUGCACUGGAUUUUCCAGCUAGAAUCCUUUCACAUCACUUGCAUGCUUCACAAAUUGUCUAAUCAUGGCCAGGACCUUUUAUCACAACUAGAUCCCACUUGCUAAAAGGGCUACCUAUUACCUCCUGUGGUUUUCUUCGAGCCAUAACUGGGCUCCAUGUUUGUUUUUUUCCUUUGUCAUCAUGUGUUAAUUAAAAACCUAGUGGUCUGUUUAUAAAUUCAGCUGAAAAGGGCAUGUACCUGUUGGUGUUACAGCUGGUGUAUCAAGGGGGGACUGACAUAUUACAGUGUUCCCUGCCCAGGCUGCUGCUCAAGUUUGCCAGUUGUCCAGUGAAGUACAUCUGCCCUCAUGGCAACUUUUAAUGACAGCUGGCUGGAGUUUUUUUGACAGGUGUAUUUGAGGCAGUCCUGUUGCUAAUUCUCAGCUUUUCCUUGUGCAGGGUUAGAAGGGAGGUAAGAACCCAGCGAUUUACUAACAUUUUAAUUUGCGCUUAAAUGAAAUGUGUAUGCAAUAUGCAAAGAAUGUGUGAUGUCCUAGAUCUAAGUGUUUUUAGUUUUCAAACAAGUGCAUCUCUUGAUUGUGACCUUGGAAGAAUUGCACAAAGCAUUCAGGCUCUGCCGAUCCACCGCAAAGACACUGGCUUUUGCUAUUUUAUCCAAGUGCCUUUUAGGAAUCAAUUGUGCUAGUGCCUUUUUAGUUUGAUCUCUAGCUGAUUCCAGCUGUACUUCAGGACAUAUGGUUUUGGCUACAGUGGACCAUUUCAUUUGCCUUUUAAAUUCAUUGUUUGUGAAGUCAACUUGUUCAAUGCUGAUGUGUGUAUCAAGAUCCUACUGUAUAUAAUUAGUGAAUAAAGUAGGCUGCAUUUUA
Alligator sinensis (Chinese alligator) is the source of this 6735-nucleotide messenger RNA. RefSeq names its product solute carrier family 31 member 1 (gene SLC31A1). Gene Ontology annotation, cellular component: membrane. Bases 1797 to 2468 code for a protein of 223 amino acids. The record is from RefSeq and is a predicted model, not a curated record. NCBI's taxonomy places the organism in Eukaryota, Metazoa, Chordata, Crocodylia, Alligatoridae. The transcript has 7 exons. Gene Ontology annotation, molecular function: copper ion transmembrane transporter activity. Gene Ontology annotation, biological process: copper ion transmembrane transport.